AUGCUGAAUGCUGCCAUUGAAAGGCUCGUGAGUCUGGUGAAUGUGGGGGCAGUAAAGUUCUCUACAGCUCUGGUCAGUCCAAAUUUGAAACUGAUGGAAAACUAUGUGAAAGAAGUUAACACUUUUCACGGGAACAAUAAAAUGUCUGUAAUUGGCAUUUCACGGCGCACUACGGUGACGAUGCAGUGA
This is a messenger RNA of Phytophthora nicotianae INRA-310, 189 nucleotides long. RefSeq lists its product as hypothetical. Lineage: Eukaryota; Oomycota; Peronosporomycetes; Peronosporales; Peronosporaceae. The record is from RefSeq and is a predicted model, not a curated record. Bases 1 to 189 code for a protein of 62 amino acids. The transcript has 2 exons.